AGCUCAACUCUUUUGUUGGCUUCCUUUCAAUUCAUUAAACCUGCCAAAACCAAUCAUCUCUCAAAUAUUCAUAGUCACAGGAGAAGUGCCAAAUUAUCAUCUCAGCUCUGGUUCGUCGUUUUAAAUAACGUAUGCUUGAGAUAACAAGACUUUAGUUAUUUAUGAGCAUGUGGUCAAAACACACCCCUCAUACGCUCGGUAGAUUACUGUUGCAUGGCAUUGUGUCACAACACAGGAAAAACCAUGCGUGGGGGGAUGUUCGAAACCUGAGAUGCUGUGACUAGACCACUGGCUGCAGGUGAGAAUCACUCAAGCGAUUUGCAUCUGUGAAUAAGCUUGACAAAGAAAGGAUACUGAAAGGCAAAAUUGUUCACUUAGGAUUGAGGAAGCAAGGCAGGAGGUGUUUCUGAGAUUGAAUUAUGAUUUAUUAAUCAAGCCUGAACAAGUGACAGACCAAAAAUGACCAAUACCAGCGAUCAAACAGGGCUCACCAGCUCCAGUCUAGCAGAAAGCAACAGGCUCUUAGAGACCAUUAAAGCAUUUGUCCACUUUGGAGCUUUCAUUGUCACUGGUCUCUUCGCCUGCCUCAUCAUAGCAACAGUGCGGCACAACCAGGAGCUGCGUCAGAACCCUCGUUACGUCCUGUUGUGUCAGCACUGCGUCUGUGUGUCCGGCUUCAACAUCAUGGGCGCAGCCGUGCACAGUCUUCGCAGUCUGCGUUGGCCGAUUUUUCGAAUCACCUGCUGGAUCCUCUUCGACCUGCAGGUGGUGAUGGCACGAGGUUUGAUGAUCACCCUCACGCUGAUGUCCGUCAGCACCUGUCUGUCUAUUUGCAUGCCACUCCGUUACCCCAUUCUGGUCCAGCGCUUCCACCGCUGGGUCAUGCUGGUGGCUUGCAUUCUAGCCCUGCUCAACCCCAUAGUUUUUACCAUCCUAGCCUGUGUGCGUUCUCCAUGGGAUCAUGUGGUUGGGCUGGACACCGAGUGCUCUACGGCUUUGGAAGGUACAGCUUGCAUUGCCAGUGCUUUAGCGUUGCUGUUAUUGCUGGUGCUGCUCAUCAUUGGAAGCUACGUGGCGAUUUAUCUGGAAGGUAGACGUGCUGGCCAUUUCACGCGAUCCAACAGUAAAGGCCGUCACACCAUUCUCAUCCACAGCCUGCAGAUAAGCCUGCACCUCCUGCCCUCCGUCAUCAUCAUCUCCCGGCAUCAGGAGACGCUCCCUGUGGCAUUGGCAAUUUUUGUCAUCUUCAGUUUUGCGCAGUCACUGAGCCCUGUGGUGUUCGGCCUGCGCUGCAAAGAGCUCUACAAGGAGAUGCUACAUUUCCUGCCAUGGUUCUGGGGAACUUGUAGUGGCUGUGGGCACGUUGGCAGCAUGGAUACCAUCAGCACUGGGACAAUAACCAGUGCAGAGACCGCAGCCAGUAUAGAGACUAACACCUCUGCCAGCAUGGCCACCAUCACCCCAUCUGCCAUUAUCACAGAAUGUGAGGGUGAGAAAGAGAGGUCAGACUUCAUAGAGUUAACUGUGUAAGUUAGAAACAAGCUGGACAAGGUGAAAAGUCUCUACAGUGUUAAAAGGUAAUUGGCAUUUUAAAAUCCUAGAGACAGUGGCACCUCAAUUUAAAAACACAGAGGGAGGUCGAGAGAAGAAAUGAAACUGAGUUUGUCUGGUUUUGUUUCUUUUUUUAAUCCCAGAUAGAGAAUAAAAAAUUAAACAUCAAAAGUUUGAGGUCAGUAAUAAUUUAUUCAGCAAGGAUGCAUUAAAUUGAUCAAAAGUGACAGUAAAGACUUUUACAUUGUUACAAAACAAAUGCUGUUCUUUCUAUUCAACUUUCUAUUCAUCAAAUAAUACUGAAAAAAGUGUAUCACGGUUUUCACAAAAAUAUUAAGCAGCACAACUGUUUUCAACAUUGAUAAUAAAUUGAUAAUGAAUGAUUUCUGAAGGAUCAUGUGAAAAAAAAAAACAUCAGCUUUGCCAUCACAGGAAUAAGUUACAUUUUAAAAUAUAUUCAAAUAGAACACAGUUAUUUUAAAUUGUAAUAAUAUUUCAUGAUAUUAUUAAUGUGUUUACUAGUUUUUAUUAAACAAUUGUAGCCUUGGUGAGCAUAAUUGACUUCUUUCAAUACAUGUUUACACUAUGUUUAUAUGAAGGUUUUUUCAUAUAAAACCUUCAAAUUUAGGUGGUUUGUGAGAAAUUUGAUGUAUUUUGUCCAUAAUAUGUCAUUUUGAGACUUAUCUGUCUAAAUAUGUUUUUUCACUGAUUUCACUGUAAGUUUGCAGUCUUUAUAAUGUCAUUUGCACAUCUGAGGAAUAAAUGACACAUCUGACUCACAUUUCUGCUAGAUCACACUACAUGCAAAUAGGUGUGAAACUGGUAGUUGUUAAACUUUUCACCAGAUGAUGUGUCCUCACUUGAAUUUCUGUAGAACAAGUCACGCUAAGGAUUAAACGAUUACAUUUGCAUAUAAUUGUUUUGCACAAUUGUGUUUGAAUGGGACGCUGCUAAGCUAGUAUGUAUUUAAGCCUUAAAGACUAGAGUUUGAUUCUCUAUCUCUGUGUUCAAAUAAUAUAUACAUUCUAGAAAUUUUCAUUCUAAUUACUUUAUUCUUUUGAAAGAAGUUAUUCUCUGGUAUACCAUGCAGGCCUCAUCAAGUUUGGGUAACAUUUAUAAGACAAUAAGUUACCAUUGUUAGUUUGUUAUUCAUAAUAUAUAAACAGAUGUUAAGGUUUAAUAUAAAAAAUAAUAAUAAUAACUGUAAAUAAUAAACUAAUAAUGCAUGCUGUAUAAGUAAGUUUGUUGAUUAAAGCCUUAUUGUAAAGUAUUGAUGCAUGUUUUGAUUGUUUUAUUUAGUGUAUUCUGGAAAGGGAUUUAGUAUAAGAUUAGUAUAUAUUUAGAUUAGUAUAAGUGAUAUCAUUUAAUUUAAUUAUUUUGUCAUAUGAAGUAGUCUACCCAUUAAUGUUUCCUUUCUGCAUGUUUUUUCUUCUGUUGUUUAUUCCUGAAAAGAGUACGCAUUAAAUGGGUGGUUCAGUGGUUUUUUUCUUGGCUUGAUUGUGCUUAUGGGGCGCAGUUUAACAUGUCUUAAUGCUUCGUUUUCAAAAAAAAAAAAAAAAAAAUAGCAACAUAAUACAUUUAAAAGACAUGUACAAACAAAAAAAAACGUACUUACAGUUAGGGGCCCAUAAACAGCAGCUUCUGCUUUUAAAGUGGAAACUGUUUAAUCUCUCAGUAUGUUAAUAGUCUUUGUGCA
This is a messenger RNA of Ctenopharyngodon idella (grass carp), 3247 nucleotides long. RefSeq names its product olfactory receptor 2T2. The record is from RefSeq and is a predicted model, not a curated record. NCBI's taxonomy places the organism in Eukaryota, Metazoa, Chordata, Actinopteri, Cypriniformes, Xenocyprididae. The transcript is spliced from 2 exons. Bases 460 to 1530 code for a protein of 356 amino acids.